Messenger RNA from Trametes versicolor FP-101664 SS1, 312 nucleotides. RefSeq lists its product as uncharacterized. The annotation marks the transcript as partial. The record is from RefSeq and is a predicted model, not a curated record. Lineage: Eukaryota; Fungi; Basidiomycota; Agaricomycetes; Polyporales; Polyporaceae. The transcript has 2 exons.
ACCAAGAAGAUCUCCGUGAGCGACCGCGCGCUCGUCCAAGAUGUGAUCCCUUAUAUGGACAUCUUGACGAACCUCGUCGACAAGUUCCGCAAGGACGAGAAGCUUGCGCCUUCAGUGCGCGCCGCAGCGCAGCGUGGACGGGUCAUCCUCGACAAGUACUAUACGCUCACAGAUGAGACGAUCAUAUACCGUCUUGCUAUGAUCCUCCACCCGGGGCACAAAUUGCGAUACUUCCGCGAUGAAAACUGGCCUGAGGAAUGGAUCACCGAGGCCGUCGAGCUCCUCCGCGCCGAGUGGAGGGCGUACUAUAAG